CGCGUGACGCGUUUUCAAAUCUUCAACCGCUGCAGCUCACUCGUUUGUGCUUUGCCCCUUCCUCCUCCGCGCCUUGAAGCCGGAUCUGGACCCGGAAAUUCGGCGGCCGGACGCGGUAUCUGUACGUCGUGGGUGUGGUAGUCCGCGGAAGGGCAGAGGCGACUGGCCCUCAGCGGGCCUGGAGGAGUCGUGUUCUCUCGGCCGCCCGGCGCGACACCGUCUCCGGACCCAGCAUGUAGGUGCCGGGCGGCUGCCAUGAACUCCGGAGCCAUGAGGAUCCACAGCAAAGGACAUUUCCAGGGUGGAAUCCAAGUCAAAAACGAAAAAAACAGACCAUCUUUGAAAUCUCUGAAAACUGAUAACAAAUCAGAAAAAUCCAAAUAUAAGCCACUCUGGGGGAAAGUAUUUUACAUUGACUUACCUUCUGUCACCAUAUCUGAAAAACUGCAAAAGGACAUUAAGGAUCUGGGAGGGCGUGUUGAAGAAUUUCUCAGCAAAGAUAUUAGUUAUCUUAUUUCCAAUAAAAAGGAAGCUAAAUUUGCACAAACCUUUGGCCGAAUUUCUCCUGUACCAAGUCCAGAAUCUACAUAUAAUGCAGAAACCACUUCACCUCAUCCCAGCCAUGAUGGAAGUUCAUUUAAGUCUCCAGAUUCAGUGUGUUUGAGCAGAGGAAAAUUAUUAGUUGAAAAAGCUAUCAAGGACCAUGAUUUUAUUCCUUCAAGUAGUGUAUUAUCAAAUGCCUUAUCGUGGGGAGUAAAGAUUCUUCAUAUUGAUGACAUUAGAUACUACAUUGAACAAAAGAAAAAAGAAUUGUGUUUGCUCAAGAAAUCAAGCACUUCUGUAAGAGAUGUGGGGAAAAGAGUAGGUAUUGGCACACAGAAAGCAAGAAGUAGACUCAAAAAGCCUUUUGUAAAGGUGGAAGAUGAGAGCCAAGUUUAUAGACCAUUUUAUCUUCAGCUGACCAAUAUGCCUUUUAUAAAUUAUUCUGUUCAGAAGCCCUCCAGUCCAUUUGAUGUAGAUAAGCCAUCUAGCAUCCAAAAGCAAACCCAGGUUAAACUAAGAAUCCAAAUGGAUGGCGAUAAAUGUGAUGGAAUCCCAAUUCAACUCCAGUUGAAAGAGAAGAAAAAAAAAGGAUAUUGUGAAUGUUGCUUGCAAAAAUACGAAGAUCUCGAAAAUCAUCUUUUAACUGAGCAACACAGAAACUUUGCACAGAGUAAUCACUAUCAAGUUGUUGAUGAUAUUGUAUCUAAGUUAGUUUUUGACUUUGUGGAAUGUGAAAGGGAAGUGCCUAAAAAGAAAAGAAUAAAAUAUAGUGUUGGAUCCCUGUCUCCUGUUACAGCAAAUGUCCUGAAAAAGCCUAAACCAAAAGAAAAGCUAGAAUUGCAACCUAUUUCUCACAAAGACUUCAGGGAAAACAAUGUACAGGUGACUGAACAGAGUUUCCUAUAUAAAGAAACCCAGAAACCUGAACAAAAGCUUGUGUUUAUUUCAGAACAUGACCCCUACCUUUCAAGUGAAUUGAGAAGACUUGAUGAGAAAACAGCUAAUAAAUGUUCCAUGUUAAAUACAACUGAAAAUGACAUACAACAAAAUGAUACACAUCUACCUCCAGAUAAAAAUGAACAGGGAUGCAUUCUUGAUGUUUGUGAACAUAAAUCAAUUAUAAAUGAAAAUGACUUAGAAGAACUAAGGGUAGGUUACUAUCCUUGUAGGCUACAGACAUCUAUACAAGUUUCUGAUUUCAAUAUGGAUAAUAGUGACUGUCAACCAAAACAAAAGUCAGAUACUGUGUUUCUUCCAGCAAAGGAUCUGAAAGAAAAGGAUCAUUCAAUAUUUGGUCAUGAUUCUGGUCUGUCAGCAAAAAACAGUUCACAGGAGCACCUAACAAUUCAGGCAAAGACUCCAUCCCAAAGUCGUCCCGAGGAACCCAGUGAGUGUGACAUCAAGAUUAUGGAUAAUUUACCUUCUGGUGAAAUCAGUCGGAAAGUGAAAAUAUUAGGAAGAAAUAUAAAAGAAAAUCUAGAACCAAAUGAAUUAGAUAAGAAAAGAACUGAAUGCCUUAUUACACAAGACGAAAACAGAAUUUGUAGUUCACCAAUACAAUCUCUACUGGACUUAUUUCAGACUAGUGAAGAGAAGUCAGAAUUUUUGGGUUUUACAAGCUACACUGAAAACAGUGGUAUAUGUGAUGUUUUAGGUAUUUGGGAAGGGGAAAAUUCAAAUAAUCUGUUGUCAAUGUUUUUCUCUUCUUCAACUUCUACAUUUACUGGUUUUUAGAGUUAAAUGCCUUUCAGAAGCAAUGAAGAUCAUAUUCUUGAAAUUUAUAUAAAAAAUUUAUAUAAAUAUGUGUAAAAUUCUUUUUGCCAACUUUGUUUACAGAACCAAAUGUAAAUGUUAACAAUAAAGGUGAUGUUUGCAUUUUUCUACACAGUUGAACACCUAUUAUAGAAAAAUUGUAAAAUAAACUUAUGGCUCUUAUUUUGCAUACUAUGUUCAUAAUUGUUUCCUAACAAUUAUUAUGAGUAAGUUUGCUUUCUGACACUGAAAACUAAUUUCAAGAGAAAUUUUGAGAACAUCAAAGUUUAGCUUUGUAAAUCUGGAUAUGCUGGUUGUAUCUAUUGUCUAUUAAAACAGAUUCCAUGACAGCAUGAUAGUAUUGCUUUUAAAAACCUAAAUUUCAUACAAGAAGGAAAAAGUAUUUCUGUGUUUGGGUUCUGCACCAGAAACAUUGAGGGUGACCUAGUUGGACCAUGCUAGUAUAUAUUGCAGUGAUGGAUUAAGUUAUUUGUAGGGACAAAUCGGAGUCAUGAAGGAAGACUAACCAGGCUACCAUAUGGAAUAAAAUAAUUUUUCUAUUGUUCUUAAUAAUUACUUCUGGAAAUAAUUUCUUCCAAAAAUGACUCUACCCCCUGUUGGUAUCAGGAUAUGAAAGAGGAAGGGUGCCAUUGAACAAUAGAUACAAGUUUGGAAACAGGAGGAUUGCCUUUGGUCAGGUACUUGCUGAUUUAAUAAUUUAGAGAAAAUUAAAAUGUAAGAAAAAUUUCAACUCUUAACGUGUAGAUGGUGGA
Rhinolophus ferrumequinum (greater horseshoe bat) is the source of this 3068-nucleotide messenger RNA. It is a transcript of the gene DBF4, whose product is annotated as DBF4 zinc finger. The record is from RefSeq and is a predicted model, not a curated record. Lineage: Eukaryota; Metazoa; Chordata; Mammalia; Chiroptera; Rhinolophidae. Gene Ontology annotation, cellular component: Dbf4-dependent protein kinase complex; nucleus. Gene Ontology annotation, molecular function: zinc ion binding; protein serine/threonine kinase activator activity; nucleic acid binding. The coding region runs from base 256 to 2277 and encodes 673 amino acids. Gene Ontology annotation, biological process: positive regulation of nuclear cell cycle DNA replication; regulation of cell cycle phase transition. The transcript has 12 exons.